Molecule: messenger RNA, 3458 nt
Organism: Geodia barretti
Lineage: Eukaryota; Metazoa; Porifera; Demospongiae; Tetractinellida; Geodiidae
Source: the annotation of a GenBank genome assembly
AGAUGAAGACAAUGAUAAGGAGGAAAGAGAGAAAGAGAGUUUUGAUGAUGAAGAAGUGACAGAUGAGGAGAGUCAAGGUACAAGCAAAAUCGUCGAACAAACAUCGAUUAUAGACAACAGUGACGAUAUGAUUAUUGAGGAACUAGGCUCCGAGGACACUGCCGAAACGAGCGAUAAAGUUGCCCCGUCUGUGGAUGGGGCAAGCAGUAGAGAUGAUAGUGUUGCCCCAUCGGAUAAUGGGACGACCGAUUCUGUGAAGCCUCAUAAUCGAGGGAACUCUAAAUUGCGACUUGUUCUGAGACCACUUUGUGAAGACGGAUGUUCCAAAUGCGGGUACGACCAUUCGGAACGUCCCGGGUUUAUCCCAAAUUCGGGAUCCCUGGCCCGUUUCACGAUGGAGCAACCCGUCUGCCGAUUGCCGUCCCCAUUUCUAAACUAUAGCCUUCUACCAUCGGGCUACUGCGCAGAGACAUUGAGAGACUGUGCGGAAAUCGAGAGGAGAGGAAUGAAUUUUUGCGAGUGAAAGGUCAAUCCACCAUAUUUUCGUACACGAGGGAGGGGGAAGUUGCCAUGGGAACCAGAUCAUCAUCGUUAAGCUGUCCCGUUGACGACGUGACACACCAGAGUGACUGUCUCAAAAAAUUACAGGAGGAACUUCGAUGGCCGAAGAGCGUCGCACGGCCCAGCGUGAGAAGAUGAUGAAAAGAGAGAAGGAGAGAAGAAGUCAUCGGAAAGGCACCCCCGAAAGCCGAAAAACCUGAAAAACCGGUUCCAGAGCCCUCCAGCGAAGGCCCAAAUCCUAAAAUCCAAACGAACCCCAAAAAUAAUGUCGACAAAAACUCCGGAUCUACUACAAAACGAAGAGAGUGUGUUUUCGAAAAUAUUUCAAAAGCUUGAAUUUCUGCCUUACAACCCCCUACCAGUCGAUCUCGAUGAACUGGUUUUUCCGGAAAAAUCUCGUCCUCGCAGAUAUUUGACGACCCGUAUUGGCCUAGUAAAUCCAGCUGCAUUAGGCUGGUCGAAACAUUGGGUACUGCUUCAACAUCUUUUUCAUCGUAUACUGGAACCUACCUCUCUCCCAAUGCUAAAGGAGCAAAUACUGGUCAAUAUUUCAAGGUAGUCCCUUAUCCUGUACCUCCGUACCUGAGGCAACAACCUCGAUGUACCGACAUUGUUGAGCUGCCAUUUUCACUCCAAGCCAUGGACCACCUGUAUCCCGUACAGUAUAGGUCACAGUUGAACUCAAACAAUAAACACUCGGAAAACGGGCUCAAACAGGUUUUCAUCAAUGCUAUAUCGGAGGCGAUGGGUCAGACGAUGUCAUUUGAAGAAUGUGGAGAGGCCGUUUAUGCAGCUAUGGUGAAGAACGGACCAAACUGGGGGUUAUUUGUCGUGGCUUCUCUGUACUGGAGGGUUUCAGGAAAUCCGAAACACUCCAUCGAGUGUCUGCGCAGAGCUCUUCACUAUAGUCCCAAUAUUGUCAAGGACGUCGGGUACAUCGCCCUUGCCAACGUGUUUCAUCGCCACGGUUACGUGAAGGAGGCCGUAAUCGCCGCACGAGCAAGUCUCGACGUCUUGGAGAAAUCACCUGUAGGUCACUACACAGUGGCAGGCAUCUACCUAUCUCUGAAAGACUACACGUCAGCCGGUCUUCAUCUGAGGACAGCUCUCCACUUGCAACCAUCCUUCGAGCACGCUCUUUCUGCUCUUCGGCUCGUUCGCUGUUUCCUAAAGUUUAAUGAAGAAUACGAGCAGUUUCAGCGAAAGUUAAGUAAACCUGAGGGGACGCCACUCAAAGCGUUUGAAUCCGUUCUCGUAACUGAUAUGGUGACUGCGAUCGAAACCCUACGCAGUCAGGAACGCGUACGCCAGCCACCGAACGUGACUAAACCGGACGACGUCUUUGAACGAGAGGGACGAAAAUCGGCCGCGGAGCUUUUCACCGGCGAAGACGCGCUCAAGUACAUCACGAAUCUCGCGAUUCUGCGCAAUAAACGGCGAGAGCGGGAAACUGAGGAGGGGGAGAGUGGGAGGAGAGAGAGGGAGGACAUCGAACGGAGGCUGAGGGAAGAGAUGAUGAAGGUCGAACUCGACGGAUCGCUGGAGGAAUUCCUGAAGAAGAAGAGGAGCGAAGAUGGAGAGAAUGAGUUUGAAAAGAAGGUUCAUUACGAACCUAAUCAACUGGACAUAACUCCUCUCAUGCAGAAAGUAGCCAGCCGCAUACAAGCGGAGCAGAACAACUACGACCCUCAGCUGAUUGCACAGAGUAGAGCUGAAAUAGAGACUGAGCUUCGCGACAUAGUCGUUGCUUCUGCCCGCGCCAUUGCCAACAAUCAGUCUCCAGUCCAACACACUACUCCGGUACGAGUUAUCGGGAACGAAAGGGGGCCGCAUUCGACCCAGCUCACGCAGGAUGAGAAGGGAAGAGAAGAUGUGAAAGAAGAGAGAGACGGGAGAAAAGAAGAAAGCGAGGAGGAGGGGGAGAGAGAGAAAGAUGGUGGAGGGAGGGAGGCGACGGAAGAGCCGGCAAAGAGAGAGCGUUACCCCGGGUUUCAACCUGGCCAACACUGCAAGAGUGUGCCGUCAUGUCGCUGCCAAAGACUCUUCUCUUUACCAGUACUUGGCUGUCUGUCACGGCUAAGAAGAUAAAGGUCGAUGAACAUGUAGAUUUCGAGUCCCCUCUUGAAGACACUUCGCUGAAGCCGUUUUGCCCGACCAAUAUACCCGAGUCUGCUAAAACCUUUCCCAACCUAGCAGGAAUGUCGGGACUACCUCAAGUAGAUCACUACAAGCAAGAAAGGGGCCUCAUUGAGGUCUUCACUAACCUCAGUGGUUCAUAUCGCUCCACUGAAGACGUUGCUACCAGAAUUAACGUAUCCAUGGCAAAGAAUGAGUCCUCCUGGGUGCUGUCCAAUCUUGCUGCCCUCUACUGGAGGAUCUACGGGGAGGGAGAACUGGCAGUUGACUGUUUGAAGCAUGCUCUUUACUUUUCCGACUCCAGCAACAAGGAAGUUGCUCUGGUUAGCUUGGCUAAUGUACUGUAUCGAAUGGGAUACGAAUCAGACGCAACUGCAGUCAUGCAACAUUCACUGGAGGUCAAUCCCAAGUUGGUUGUGAAUCAUUUCACAAUGGCAAAUUUACUGGCAGCAAGGGGAUUUGCGGCAGAGUCUGCCAGCUACUUUGAGGCAACUCUGCAGUUCCAACCUGGCUUUGAGCCGGCUGCAGAGCGACUUCAGGCUGUUCGCUGCAUCACUCUCCUCAAACACAUCCAGAUGAAGAGGGAAAAGGAGGAGAAGAGACAGAGAGAAUAUGAGGCGGAACUGGAAAAACAACUUUACGAGCACAGAAAAAAGCUGGGACACUUUGACUGAGGCGCCAUUCUGAUCAUGUAGUGUUCCCACACUGCAUAAUGUCCAUUUUACCAUGCUUUGGGAGUAUUGUUAUGCGAAAAGUACCGU